Messenger RNA from Entrophospora candida, 188 nucleotides. Lineage: Eukaryota; Fungi; Glomeromycota; Glomeromycetes; Entrophosporales; Entrophosporaceae. The record is from the annotation of a GenBank genome assembly.
AACCCUUUGAUUUAGAACCAGAAAUUGAUGAUGAUAAGACUGUUUGUGAAUCAGAUCAUGAUGAAUCAGAAAAUAUAUAUGAAUAUGAACUUUUCGUUAUGAUGUUUGUCGAAAUUGCCGUAACUGUUGCAACUGGCGCAACUGGUGAAAUUGGCACAACUGGUGAAAUUGGGGAAAUUGGUAACUAG